This is a messenger RNA of Punica granatum (pomegranate), 2510 nucleotides long. The record is from RefSeq and is a predicted model, not a curated record. NCBI's taxonomy places the organism in Eukaryota, Viridiplantae, Streptophyta, Magnoliopsida, Myrtales, Lythraceae.
CUCGAACAUUUAAAACUGGAGAUGAAUACAUAUAUAUGGAGGUGGAUACAUACACAUAUACACAUGUUUAUUUUGUGUGUGCAUAUACAAUAUAUGCAGGCAUGCAUGUAUAUAUGAAAGAGAAGCUUGGGAAAGGGGACCCCAAAGUGAAAGAAAAAAAGAUUUUCGGUCACCCCUUCUUCCCCAGCGUCACGUCCCAACUCUCUCUUUUUUUUUUCUUUUUUUUUUUAAUGUAUCCCAAAAAGAAAAUUUAAGGGGUGGGUCCCCCAUCUCCUCAGGUAUAAAUAUAUAUAUAUAUGCCCCCAGUCUCUCCUAUCUCCUUAAAAACCCAUCCCCAUUCCCAACAUCCUUGAGAACAACAAACACACAGACAAACACCCAAACACCCAAAACCCCCCCUGUCUAUCUCUCUCUCUGAACUGCCCGAUCACUAGACAACAUAUUUCUCACUUGUAUAUCUAUCUACCAAUAUAUAUAUAUAUAUAUAUAUCUGUCUGUAUUGAUCCAUUAAUUUGCCACCAAGAAUCCAUUCAACCACCAUGUGCAACCCAAAGAAACCAUCUCCUUCUUCUCCUUCUUCCUCGUUUCACUUCUCUGAGGGGGCCAUGUACAUGAACCCCAAUAAGCCACGUGAUGGUGAUGACCUUCCCAUGGCUUUCCAACAUGAUUUGUACAGAUGGCCAACUCCUUCUGAGGCUAUAAAGGAGAUCAAGGCCAUAGGGAGGAUCUCGGGGCCGACCACCAUCACAGGCCUGCUCCUGUACACGAGGGCGAUGAUCUCAAUGCUGUUCCUGGGCUACCUGGGCGAGCUGGAGCUUGCGGGCGGGUCCCUCGCGAUCGGGUUCGCCAACAUCACGGGCUACUCCGUCAUCUCGGGCCUCGCCAUGGGGAUGGAGCCCAUCUGCGGUCAGGCUUAUGGCGCCAAGCAGAUGAAGCUCCUCGGGCUGACGCUCCAGAGGACGGUCCUACUCCUACUCUCGACCUCGCUCCCGAUCGCGUUCAUGUGGAUGAACAUGAAGCAGCUCCUGUUGUGGUGCGGGCAGGACCAGGAGAUCUCGUCUACGGCCCACACUUUCAUCCUCUUCGCGAUCCCGGACCUCUUCUUCCUCUCCCUUCUCCACCCUCUAAGGAUCUACUUGAGGACUCAGAGCAUUACCCUGCCUCUCACUUAUUGUUCGGCCAUCUCUGUUCUCCUCCAUGUUCCGUUGAACUUCCUCCUCGUGGUUUACUUCAAGUUGGGCGUCGGAGGGGUGGGCCUAGCAAUGGCCUGGACCAACCUCAAUCUGUUCCUCCUCCUCCUCGGGUUUGUCUACUUCUCGAGGGUCUAUGAGGACUCCUGGGUGAGCCCCAGCUCCGACUGCCUCCGGGGCUGGUCGUCCCUCCUCGCCCUCGCCAUCCCUACCUGUGUGUCAGUGUGUCUGGAAUGGUGGUGGUACGAGCUCAUGAUAAUUAUGUGCGGCCUCCUUGCCAACCCUCGUGCUACAGUCGCCUCGAUGGGGGUACUAAUCCAGACAACGUCUCUCGUGUACGUCUUCCCAUCCUCACUCAGUCUCGGUGUCUCCACCCGUGUCGGCAACGAGCUUGGAGCUGGCCGGCCAGCCGGGGCACGCAUCUCCAUGAUCGUCUCCCUCCUCUGCGCCGCUGCCUUGGGGCUGGCUGCCGCAGCCUUCACCACUCUGGUGCGGCACCAGUGGGGCAGGCUCUUCACCAGGGACGCCGAGAUCCUGGAGCUCACUGCUGUGGCCCUCCCAAUCGUGGGCCUCUGCGAACUCGGGAACUGCCCUCAGACGACGGGGUGCGGGGUCCUUAGGGGUAGUGCCCGGCCCACCAUUGGGGCCCACAUCAACCUCGGAUCAUUCUACCUGGUGGGCAUGCCGGUUGCGAUAUUCCUAGGGUUCGUGGCCAAGAUGGGGUUCGCGGGGCUGUGGAUAGGGUUGCUUGCAGCCCAAGCUUCGUGUGCCCUGCUCAUGCUCUACGUGCUUGGCUGCACAGACUGGGUAGUCCAAAUGGAGAGAGCCAAAGAGCUUACACAAACCGAAACUAUAGCUCCUAAUAAUCCCUCUAAGUUGCCUAUCAUGGCGAACAAAGAUAACAACAAUAAGGGCAACUCGAGUCCGACUGCAGCAACCAAAAAGGUCCACCUUGAGGAGAUUCUUUGCAUCAAGGAUCCCUUCGUGGCCGGCUCGGCUCCAUCAGAAGCAGACUCACUCAUACCUCCUUCGACAACAAGCUGAUAUAACUUGACACAGUCUUGAUUGACCGGUCGUGUGCGCGCAUUAAUUGAUCCCUAAGCAAUUAACUUGAUCAUCCCCCAUUUUUUGCAGAUCCCCCUUGAUUUUGCCCCUUUUAAUCUCUAGAUAUCGACUGCCAAUUGCGGGUGUCGUCUAUGAUUAGUUAGUUUCUUAUUCGAUUUUGUGGAUUUGUUUUUCUUUUCUCUUCUUUUUCCCUUCCCCUCUCAAUGAUGUGUAUGUAUAUAUUUUAAGGAAAUAAUUAUUAUAUUAUAAAGUUUU